This is a messenger RNA of Psylliodes chrysocephalus, 1480 nucleotides long. Lineage: Eukaryota; Metazoa; Arthropoda; Insecta; Coleoptera; Chrysomelidae. The record is from the annotation of a GenBank genome assembly.
CCACGAACCGAAACAAAAAUUCCCAAACCCAAUCUGAUAUUUUUCGAUCUUCUCGAAUACCUCGUUUUCGGCGUUUUGCUCUUGUUAUUAUUUAAUUUGAAUAACACGUGGUUAUUGAGUGUUUAGCAUAAAAAAUACAAAUAUCAAAAUGAAUUUUUCAUAUUAAAAUCGAAUUUCCUUGCUUAUUAAACUCAAACAAGACUGAAGUGUCAUUUAUAUUUAGUGUUUGUGUUGAAUUUUCUUUUUAGGUAGUAUAUUAUAAUGAGCGAAGCAGUAUUAGAGAACACGUACGUUCCAUACACCAACACCUCGACAUUCCAGUAUGCAGAAUAUAAUUUCGAAAAUUCAGCUUUGGAAUUGGCAAGAGCCCAAUGGCCCAACUACGACGAUCAGCAUUACUUGAAGGGGUGUAAAUGGUCCCCUGACGGUACGUGUUUGCUUACUGUAGUCAGAGGGGCCGGUAUGCACGUUAUGGAACUGCCUAGUGAUUUAUAUUCGGGAGAUACUGUACGCACAAGCAGGCCUAUUGUCCCAUUAGCGCCAGCGGUCAGUGUUCCAGAAGCCGGGCUUAUUUAUGAUUAUUGUUGGUAUCCUGGUAUGAAUAGUAGUAAUCCAGCUACAUGCUGUUGGCUGUCGAGCGGCCACGGGGGGCCUAUACACCUCUGGGACGCCUUCUCGGGCGAUCUCAGGUGCACAUACCGCGGGUACAACAAUCAGGACGAAAUUGAACCUGCCAUUAGUUGCGUAUUCUCAGCCGAUGGUCAGAAUAUAUUUUGCGGAUACAAGAAAAACGUUAAACUAUUUUCCACAGGACGGCCUGGUAGAGAUUUCGUCGAAUAUCCUGUGCAGCAUCAAGUUUCUUGUCUGGUUGCUAGUCAGGCACAGCCUGGAAUUGUAGCUAUAGGUACAUGGAAAAACACGAUCGAUCUAGUAUCUCAAAGCGACGGAUCUUUUCGACAAUUGUGCAAACUGAACGGCCACAAAGGCGGCAUAACCACCAUGGUGUUCUCUUUAGACGGUUUCCGUUUAUACAGCGGCGCCCGAAAAGACAAGGAAAUCAUUUGCUGGGAUCUGCGUGUUCCUGGCAGGCCGAUGUUUUGUCUGACGCGCGAGGUUAACACCAACCAGAAGAUCAAUAUAGAUUUGAGCGUGGAUGGUAAAUGGUUGGUAUCUGGCGGGACGGAUGGUAAGACUCAAGUGUGGAAUGUCGCUGAGCAGACGUAUCCGACUGUUCAUAUGCAGAUGGGCCUGCACAGCGAUUGUUGCAACGGCGUGAGUCUGCAUCCGUACAGACCGAUUUUGGCCACCGCGUCCGGUCAGCAUCACUCCAUGGAUCCGCUUCAUCACACUAGGAAUAGCAUGCAGUACGAGAACGCCCUCUGCAUGUGGUGGAUCGGGGCUCAACAGGAAGAUCCGGAUCUAUUGACUGCAAUCAUCAAAGCCGCUACCAAUUCUUAAUGUCCAAUUUAGUUUCCGAUUC